GUUCUACAUGUAAUUUUCAAAUUCCACCUUUGACUUUUACAGCUGAUGUAAAGAUUGUUUGUAUUUUUCAAAUUAAUUCACAUAAUAAUUAAUCAACUUAUUCACGAUGAAUAUGCCAGAAUCGGAUAGUGAAGAUGAAUUACCUCCUGGGUGGGAAGAAAGAGUUACUGUUGACGGUAGUGUUUUUUACGCUAAUCAUUUAACAAAAAAUACGCAAUGGACCCAUCCAAGGACCGGAAAGAAAAAAAAGGUAUCAGGAGAGCUUCCAUUCGGAUGGCAAAGAUGUGUAGAUAAAAAUACUGGGAAGGUAAUUUAUGUUGAUCAUGAAAAUCGUAGGACUACUUACACAGAUCCAAGAUUGGCGUUUGCUGUUGAAGAAAAAGAACAUGUUAAUGAUUACAGGCAGAGAUUUGACGCUUCCAGUACUGCUCUUCAGGUAUUGCAUGGUAGGGACUUGAAUGGCAAGGUGGCUCUUAUAACAGGUGCUAAUAGUGGUAUUGGUUUUGAAACUGCAAAAUCUCUCGCCAAACAUGGUUGCAGUGUUAUAAUGGCUUGUAGAAAUCUUGCAGCUGCAGAAGAAGCUAUCAAUCAAAUUCGUGAAGAUAAACUUACAGCCGGUGAUAACUGCAUAGCAAUACAUUUAGAUUUAACUUCACUUUCAUCAGUUGUACAAUUUGCUAAUACUAUUAAAAGCAAGUAUGACAAAAUUGACAUGUUGAUAUUGAAUGCUGGUGUAUUUGGACUACCUUAUAGUAAAACUCUAGAUGGGUUUGAGACUACAUUCCAAGUAAAUCAUCUGUCUCAUUUUUAUUUAACUAUUUUACUGAGACCUUUACUAGUUACUGGAUCAAGAGUGAUUGUAGUAUCUUCAGAGUCUCACAGGUUUGCUAAUCUAACUCGGGAAAAUAUGACGCCGCUAUUCCUAUCUCCUGAUUGCGCUACUAAAUAUUGGGAUAUGAUGGCAUAUAACAAUUCCAAAUUGUGUAACGUUCUUUUUGCUAGACAAUUAUCAAAAAAUCUUCAAUCGGUCGGCAUAUCUGUGUUCAGUUUACAUCCUGGAAACAUGGUAUCUUCGAAAUUGGCAAGGAAUUGGUGGUUAUACAGAGUGUUGUUUGCUAUUGUUAGACCUUUUACCAAAAGUUUACAACAAGCAGCAGCUACUAGUGUAUAUUGUGCUACAGCUGUUGAAUUGGUAGGUGUAACAGGUGUUUACGUUAACAAUUCUUAUCAGUGUCAAGAAAGCGCAGCUGCUCAAGACGACCAAUUAGCUAAAUUACUAUGGGAUAUUAGUAUCGAGAUGAUACAGAGCGUUCUGGGAAAGAACGCUCCUGGUUUAGAAAAUGACUCCAAAAAGUUAUUAGAGGAGUGACUGUUUUAAUUUAUACAAUGAUGAAUUUUCGGCCAAGAUCCAUUCAGGGCAGUUUUCAGUGUUACAAAUCUGAUUUGUGACCAUUUCGCUGUCGUUACAAUAGGAAUCAUCUAUAGGUGUAUAAGUAUAGUCCACGCAUUUUGCUGUUCUUCUUUGUAUACCACCCCCGCAAGUUUUACUACACUGAAAAGAAGAAAUAAAAAAUGUUGAAUUAGUAGAUUAGAGGUUAGAAUGUGAGAAUAUUAACUUUUUAAGAAAGUACUUGUAUUUGAGGCUAACGAAAUCAUUUUGAUUUUGUUUUAAAAAACAAUUUAGUUUCCCAGUGUAAAGAGAUGGCUUACUGUCAUAUUUAUUGAUUUUAAAAUUUAUUUUUUGUUGUUUUACUUAAUUUUAUUAUUUUCUUGAAAACUUCGAAAAUUCGCUCAAAAUUGGCCUAAUUUUAGUCUUCAAAUUGGGUCUACAACUGAUCAAAAUCAAUUUGAGUUUGCUCGAAAACAUAAUUGUGUAGAAAAAUUCAAUUUCUCAGUGCGAGGGAUGUUUUACUGUUAUAUUUAUUGAUUUUAAAGUUUAUUUUCUUGAAAAUUUCGAAAAUUCGCUUAAAAUUGGCCUAAUUUUAGUCUUCAAAUUGGGUCUACAACUGAUCAAAAUCAAUUUGAGUUUGCUUGAAUACAUAAUUGUGUGGAAAAAUUCAGUUUCUCAGUGCGAGGGAUGUUUCACUGUUAUAUUUAUUGAUUUUAAAAUUUAUUUUCUUGAAAAUUUCGAAAAUUCGCUUAAAAUUGGCCUAAUUUUAGUCUUCAAAUUGGGUCUACAACUGAUCAAAAUCAAUUUGAGUUUGCUCGAAAACAUAAUUGUGUAGAAAAAUUCAAUUUCUCAGUGCGAGGGAUGUUUUACUGUUAUAUUUAUUGAUUUUAAAGUUUAUUUUCUUGAAAAUUUCGAAAAUUCGCUUAAAAUUGGCCUAAUUUUAGUCUUCAAAUUGGGUCUACAACUGAUCAAAAUCAAUUUGAGUUUGCUUGAAUACAUAAUUGUGUGGAAAAAUUCAGUUUCUCAGUGCGAGGGAUGUUUCACUGUUAUAUUUAUUGAUUUUAAAAUUUAUUUUCUUGAAAAUUUCGAAAAUUCGCUCAAAAUUGGCCUAAUUUUAGUCUUCAAAUUGGGUCUACAACUGAUCAAAAUCAAUUUGAGUUUGCUCGAAAACAUAAUUGUGUAGAAAAAUUCAAUUUCUCAGUGCGAGGGAUGUUUUACUGUUAUAUUUAUUGAUUUUAAAGUUUAUUUUCUUGAAAAUUUCGAAAAUUCGCUUAAAAUUGGCCUAAUUUUAGUCUUCAAAUUGGGUCUACAACUGAUCAAAAUCAAUUUGAGUUUGCUUGAAUACAUAAUUGUGUGGAAAAAUUCAGUUUCUCAGUGCGAGGGAUGUUUCACUGUUAUAUUUAUUGAUUUUAAAGUUUAUUUUCUUGAAAAUUUCGAAAAUUCGCUCAAAAUUGGCCUAAUUUUAGUCUUCAAAUUGGGUCUACAACUGAUCAAAAUCAAUUUGAGUUUGCUCGAAAACAUAAUUGUGUAGAAAAAUUCAGUUUCUCAGAGUGAGGGGAUGUUUCACUGUCAUAUUUAUUGAUUUUAAAGUUUAUUUUCCGUUAUUUCACUAAAUUUUAUUACUUUUUCACAAUACGUGAAUUUUAACUUUUAAAAAAUAAUUUUUGAUACGUCCUUAUUAUAAUAUAAAAAAAUGUUUGUUGUAUAUCUGUAACUACAAAAUCAAUUGUUGUCGAUAUAAAAAAAAUUAAUAUUAGAUUAUUGAGAAAAAUAACUGACCAAAAACUUAUAGAAUCGAACUCCUCGUAACACCGACCAUAUUUUUUUGAAGAUUGGCUCACAACCAAUAUAAAAGACGAAAAUACUACAAUGAAUUUAAUUUUUUCUGAAGCCGAGUUUAUUUUUGACAUUCUUCUUUUCGCUCGAGUGCGUCAAUUUUUCAAAAAAAAUUCUUGAAACGAACCAAUUAUUUAUUAAGGGUACAACUAAACAGACUGAAAAAACAAAACACCAAUAUAUCUAUUUGAAGUUAUUAAUGAAGGUAUUAACGAUGUUUACGAGAUGUCGUAGUAAGAUAUGUGUCAAAAUAUAUUUAUGUGUGAUUA
Diorhabda sublineata is the source of this 3495-nucleotide messenger RNA. RefSeq names its product WW domain-containing oxidoreductase (gene Wwox). The transcript is spliced from 7 exons. The record is from RefSeq and is a predicted model, not a curated record. Bases 107 to 1369 code for a protein of 420 amino acids. Gene Ontology annotation, molecular function: protein binding. NCBI's taxonomy places the organism in Eukaryota, Metazoa, Arthropoda, Insecta, Coleoptera, Chrysomelidae.